AUGAACACCAUUGAGGCCUCUCAGACGAUGCAAUUCCCGUCCUCUACAAGCACAGUGCGAGUGAGACUGGUUGAUACUACCGGCGUCAUGGUGGUUAAUGCCAAGUCACUAUUCGAGCCUGUACAACCUGGACAUGAAACCCUGAAUAUAUAUGUUGCAGCAUUCCUUAUAGAGCAUGUGCCAUCAGGAGAACAGGUUAUGUUUGAUCUAGGCAUACGUAAGGACUACUGGAACCUCCCCGCGGUGCUUCAAAGCCGCUUGUCGGAGGUGAUCCCAUCUUUACGCGUCGAUAAAGAUGUUACAGACAUUCUUCAGGACAGUGGAAUUGCGCUGAAUGACAUAUCGACCAUUAUUUGGUCCCACUACCACUGGGACCAUAUCGGAAACACCGCAAUAUUCCCCCAUAGCACAAAACUGGUAGUUGGGCCUGGCUUCAAAUCUCGCUCAAAUAUACUCCCUGGUUUCCCUCUGGCACCCAAUUCCCCGGUAGAGGCCAAAGUCUUCGAUCAGCGUCCACUGAAGGAAAUCGACUUUUCUGGUACCGGUCUUUCUAUCGGCGGGUUUCCUGCGUACGACUUUUUUGGUGAUGGCUCCUUUUAUCUUCUUGACACACCAGGGCACUGUAUCGGCCACAUGUGCGGGCUUGCUCGUACAACCCCUAGUCCCAACGCCAGCUUCGUCUUGCUCGGUGGGGACAUUUGCCACUUUGCCGGCAUCUUCCGUCCGAAUAUCCAUAUGCCGUUGCCAGAUCCGAUGCCUCUCUGUUCAUUGUUUACUGAUCACCACCCUAGACGAGCUAUGGCAGAACUUGGGGACGGCAGUCGCACACCAUUCUAUCUUGUAUCAAAUGAUGCAUGCUCGGCUCAUGUGGACCCUAAGCUGGCACAACGUUCAGUGAAUAGCUUGGCUGCAUUUGACUCCCACCCGGACGUCAUGGUGUGCUUGGCACACGAUGAGGACUUGAUCAAACACUUACCCACCUUGAACAACAAUCCAAGUGAUGAUCUGAACUCCUGGAAAUCUCGUGGCUUCAAAGAAAAAAUCAGGUGGUUAUGGUUGAACCGUCUACCACAGGACGGAAAACCGGGACAAAAGCCCGCAGUUGAAGGGUUUUGGCGCAACGGUCAGCCCUGGCCAUCGGCCAAAGCAGAGCUACGCAACAGAGCACGCGAGGCGUUUGCAAAUUAUGGUCUCUGA
Aspergillus bombycis is the source of this 1197-nucleotide messenger RNA. RefSeq names its product MBL fold metallo-hydrolase. The transcript is spliced from 3 exons. Lineage: Eukaryota; Fungi; Ascomycota; Eurotiomycetes; Eurotiales; Aspergillaceae. Bases 1 to 1197 code for a protein of 398 amino acids. The record is from RefSeq and is a predicted model, not a curated record.